AAUCAGGUCCUUUCCUAUCAUACUCUUAUGCUUGCUCUCCCAAAAUCCUUUCUCUCUAUGGCAUCUGCAACACGUUUAGUGCACUGCGAGCUGCGGUCGGCGAGGCCCGCGGUUCGGGCGAGGGAACCGGCCGGUCCGGUUCAGGUUACGAUCCCGAAAUCCAAAGCGGCGGAGGCGGAAGGCGCGAACAUCGUUUUGCAGCCACGUUUGUGCACUCUGAGAUCCUACGGUUCGGAUCGAGCGGGGGUUCUGAUCAAGACCCGCAAGGAGGGUGACGAUGAUGACGUGUCCCCCUUCUUCGCCGCUCUUUCCGACUAUAUUGAGAGCUCUAAGAAAAGUCAUGAUUUUGAGAUCAUCUCUGGUCGUCUAGCUAUGAUGGUGUUUGCAGCGACGGUGACAAUGGAAAUGGUGACAGGAAACUCUAUGUUCAGAAAGAUGGACAUUGAAGGAAUCACAGAGGCUGGUGGGGUGUGUUUGGGUGCAGUAACUUGUGCAGCACUCUUUGCAUGGUUCUCCAGUGCUCGAAACAGAGUUGGUCGAAUCUUCACCGUCAGCUGCAACGCAUUCAUCGAUUCCGUAAUUGACCAAAUCGUAGAUGGUUUGUUCUAUGAAGGCGACGACCCUACUGAUUGGCCCGAUGAACCGUGAUCAAAUAUACCAUUCUUACCAUUUUACACACUUUGCAGAUUUAAUGUGUCUAAAAACCAUAGACACAGUUAGACUAAGAUGUAAUAUUAAAUAAUAUUUAGAAAUAUAUAAGCAGAGGAAGAAUACUAAAAGUGAUGUCAUCCCGAUGCAGAAGAAAAAAUAGUAAAAUAAAUAAAUGAUGCGCACCAUAGAUUUGUUGAACCUAAAUGGAUUAUGUAAAGUGUAAACGAUUGUGUCUCACUUUCUUAUUUACAUGUGUUUUUUUUUUUUUCUUUAUCAAAUCCCUCUAAUUAUGUGA
Messenger RNA from Glycine soja, 946 nucleotides. Its product is annotated as stress enhanced protein 2, chloroplastic-like. The transcript is spliced from 2 exons. The record is from RefSeq and is a predicted model, not a curated record. Lineage: Eukaryota; Viridiplantae; Streptophyta; Magnoliopsida; Fabales; Fabaceae. Bases 28 to 648 code for a protein of 206 amino acids. Gene Ontology annotation, biological process: cellular response to high light intensity.